AUGAUGAUGACGUGCCGUCUGCUGUGCGCCCUGUUGUUGCUUGCCCUGUGCUGCUGCUGCCCGUCCGUGCACGCGGGAGACACUCAGGAGCCCUCUGAAGGCCAAGGUACUGCAAAAGACCCCAAUUUGUCGCCUACCUCAGCUGAAUCUAGGGCGACUGCACCUAAUGGAAACGUCGCCGGUCCAGCGCCCUCUCAAACAGGAGGACUACCAGUGGACGGUCAGGCUGCUGAUGAUUCAGCCAAUGAGCCGGCUGCGGACAAAAUUGAGCCAGAGGCACCAGGUUUGGUCGUUCCGGGACCAAAAGUAAAUAACGUGUCAAAUACAUCACUGACAGAGAAUGCGAAGGGUAAUAAAGGAUCUGAAAUUGGCACCGGUGCACCUGCGGACAAAGAAGUUAAUAACGCCGAAGCUUCUUUCGAGACGACCACGACGGCCACAACAAAAUCACCAACCACGACGACCACCACGACGACCACAACACAGGCACCAAGUACUACGACUACAGAGGCGCCAGCUGUGUCGACCACCCGCGCACCGUCACGUCUGCGCGAAAUCGACGGCAGCCUCAGCAGCUCUGCGUGGGUGUGUGCCCCGCUGGUGCUUGCCGCAUCCGCGCUGGCGUACACCGCUCUGGGCUGA
This is a messenger RNA of Trypanosoma cruzi, 642 nucleotides long. Its product is annotated as mucin TcMUCII, putative. NCBI's taxonomy places the organism in Eukaryota, Euglenozoa, Kinetoplastea, Trypanosomatida, Trypanosomatidae. The transcript has a single exon. Bases 1 to 642 code for a protein of 213 amino acids. The record is from RefSeq and is a predicted model, not a curated record.